AUGGUGCUGCGACUGCUGAUGCGCUACCUGGCCAACAACGAGCAGCUCAUCCAGCGCAUGGCCGAGAGCUAUCCCAUGAGACGGGCUGCCCAGCUGGUCGUUUCCCUCAUGUACCGCACCAAGGACUUGGCCAGGGAGCAGGGACUGCACGAGAUGACGCCAGAGCGCUUCAAAUCCUUCGUUGACAUGUUCAAAAACAAUGUGCGGCAAGAACUGGAGGGAGUGAAGAAGGAGCUCAAUAGCAAGAAAAAGAACUAGG
This is a messenger RNA of Drosophila takahashii, 259 nucleotides long. RefSeq names its product protein NCBP2AS2 homolog. The record is from RefSeq and is a predicted model, not a curated record. NCBI's taxonomy places the organism in Eukaryota, Metazoa, Arthropoda, Insecta, Diptera, Drosophilidae.